Messenger RNA from Clunio marinus, 408 nucleotides. The record is from the annotation of a GenBank genome assembly. Lineage: Eukaryota; Metazoa; Arthropoda; Insecta; Diptera; Chironomidae.
AUGGUCAGUGAAAGGGGUCAAGCAAUGUUAAUGGCAUUUGUGACGAUGCCGCUAAAUAGUCAGCUAAUGGUUCAAAAUUUAUCAAAUCACCUUCAUCAGCAACAUCGAUGGGUCAUUCUGAAAGAUUAUCAGCAAUUGUCUCAUUGCUCACAGAAAGAUUAUCAUUUGAACGUAAUCGAAAUUUCAAAUGGUCAUUUGCUCACUGGAAAAAGAAGAAUUCGCACAUUUUUUACAAUUCCUUUUAAAGUCGAGUCUAAUGCUGAUGACCGAGCAAUGUUUUCUCCCCACAAAGUUGAAGAAUCAAGUCAAGGCAAGCAUAUUCCGUUUCCUUUUGAAACGCAACUUUACAGAUGGUCGGAACAGCAUUUCGAAGCAAUGGAAAUUCCGUUGAAUGUUUUUCCUGACUAA